UGUAAGAGUAAUCUCUCUUGAGUACUCUAAACACUCACUUUUAAUUAACUAGAUUUUAACUGUUUAAUGAGAGAAAGAUAAAUUUAAAGAUGUGUGGAAUAUGUUUAUUGCUAUUUGAAAAAGAAAAUUCUGAAAAAUUCAAUUUGGAUGACAUACUGAAGAAAUCACGCCUUUGUAAUCGAGGACCAGAUAAAAGCAAAGAUGUUAAGAUUGACAUCGCAGAACAUUUAUCAGCUGUAUUUACUGGCCAUGUCCUUCAUCUCAGAGGGGAUGAAAUGGCUGUGCAGCCUGCCCAAGACUCGCAGGGAAACCUGUUGUUAUGGAAUGGAGAAAUAUUUGGUGGAAUAAAUGUACCAGAAUCAAAGAGUGAUACUACAGUGUUGUUAGAACUGCUGGGUCAGUGUUCAUCAGAAUCUCAGAUCACUGCAGUGUUCGCACAAGUUCAAGGCCCAUGGUCGUUUAUAUAUUGGCAGGCUGACACCAAAACCCUGUGGUUUGGGCGUGAUGUAUUUGGUAGAAGAAGUUUACUUUGGCAUUUACCUGAGAGCCAUGAUGAAGCAUUUAUUCUAUGUUCAGUACAGAUAAAACCUUGGAGAUUUAAGGAGGUACCAGCUGUUGGUAUAUAUAAGAUGACAUGUAGCCAGACUGAAUCUCAAGCUCUCAAUACAAUCACUCUGUUUCCAUGGAAAUGUGCAGUGUGGCCUGGUACAUUAGAUAUUGUCCAGACUGAUCCAGACUUUGCUACAAAGAUAUACUCUUGUGAGAAACCAUCAGAUAUUGUAGAGUUUAAGAUAAGUGACGAUUUAGCAGUAUCAUCUCAACUACCUAUCUUAAACAAGAGUCUACCAUCUGCAGAUUAUACUUUACCGGAGCUUACACCAGACCAAGCUUACCUUGAUUAUUUACAGAAUCUUUUAGAUACAAACAGUUACCUGAGAACACUAAGUAGACAAUUAACGGGUGUUUUACUGGAAGCUGUACGGACACGAGUGUUUAAUCAACAUGUGAUAGAGCCGUGUUCAGAUGAUAACUCUACAAUUUGCCAUGCCAAAAAAUCUGAUGGUAUGAAUGUGGAAGCCUGCAUGGAUGGGGCAGCAAAUGAUGUUGCAGAAAAUGGCAUACCAUGUGACAGUCACAUGACCACCUCAUCCAGAGUAGCCAUCUUGUUUUCUGGUGGGAUAGAUUCCACAAUGAUCGCUGCCCUUGCCGAUAAAUGUUUACCAAUAGAUGAACCAAUAGAUUUGCUAAAUGUUGCUUUUGAGUUGAAACCAAAACCGUCUGGGAGGAAGGAAAAAUGGGACGUCCCAGACAGACUGACAGGUUAUACAGCUCUGGCAGAGUUAAAUCCAGAUAGACAAUGGAACUUCAUAGAGGUCAAUGUAACAGCCGAAGAAUUACAAAAAACAAGGAGUGAACAUAUACAAGAUUUGGUGUACCCUCUACAGACAGUGUUAGAUGAUAGUAUAGGCUGUGCUGUAUGGUUUGCCUCUAGAGGUAUUGGUGUUCUAGGAAAUGGACAAUAUAGAGGAACAAAUAUAUGCAGCAAGGCUAGAGUGAUUCUUUGUGGUAUGGGGGCAGAUGAACAGCUUGUAGGAUAUUCCAGACACAGAGUCAGAUACAAGGAGGAAGGUUGGAAAGGAUUGAUCAAUGAGAUAGAGCUGGAGGUAACAAGGAUCUCAUCUAGAAAUCUUGGUAGAGAUGACAGGAUAAUUACUGAUCAUGGUAAAGAAUCCAGAUUUCCUUUCCUGGAUGAAAGAGUUGUACAAUUUUUGAGCUCCUUGCCAGUUCAUGAAAAGGCUAAUCUCGACCUACCUCGUGGACUUGGCGAAAAGCUGCUACUCAGAUUAAGUGCUACGGAGUUAGGACUCCAUCAAACUGCUACCCUAGCCAAGAGAGCUAUACAGUUUGGAUCUCGGAUAGCAAAGUUAGAAAACAACAAAGAGAAGGCUACUGAUAUAUGUUCAAGACUGACUAAUGUAUCUCAUAAUCAAAAUAAAACAGAGGAUUUGUAGCAGUGAUAUACAAAUUUUAAUAAAGGAAUAUAACAUGUUAAAUACAGUACCACCUUUCAGUUAUAAAUUUCUUAAAUGUGAUCAGAUUGAAUAUAAAGUUUUAAUCACAGAAAUUAAGUUCAUUUUCACAAAUGAUUCUUUCUUUGGUGACUUCCUAUGUGUUAUUGAAAUACACGUUUUAGAGAAAAUAGCUCAUAGAUGUAUCUUAAGUAAGGUCAAUACUGUCCAAUGUGUCGGCACAUCCACUUUUCAGUCUUGGGGAAAGUGUUUUUAAUGUAUACUGUUUAGUAUUUAAUAGAGCUAUUGUUGAAGAGAAAAAG
Molecule: messenger RNA, 2332 nt
Organism: Ruditapes philippinarum (Manila clam)
Lineage: Eukaryota; Metazoa; Mollusca; Bivalvia; Venerida; Veneridae
Product: asparagine synthetase domain-containing protein 1-like
Exons: 15
Coding region: 90-2012 (640 amino acids)
Molecular function (GO): asparagine synthase (glutamine-hydrolyzing) activity
Source: RefSeq, a predicted model, not a curated record